Sphenostylis stenocarpa is the source of this 228-nucleotide messenger RNA. The record is from the annotation of a GenBank genome assembly. NCBI's taxonomy places the organism in Eukaryota, Viridiplantae, Streptophyta, Magnoliopsida, Fabales, Fabaceae.
AUGGCAUUUUUCAAAGCAGUUUCUGAAGUUUUGGCCAUGUAUAGUUUUCUCUUUGCCAUUUUUUCACCUGCUGUUCUUGAAGCACAAUCCCUUUCCCUUGCACCUGCUCCUGCUCCCUCCAGUGAUGGUACCUCAAUAGACCAAGGAAUUGCAUACAUAUUAAUGCUUGUCGCACUGGUGAUCACCUACCUCAUCCACCCCUUUGAUGCGUCUUCUUAUCAGUUCUGA